AUGGGUAAAGAUAGAAUCCAUAACGGCUACGGUAGCGAGCCUGGGUCUCCAAAUGGCCAUCACCCUCUCCGCGAACACAAGCAGGCAACAAGACAAAGCUCAACUGAACUCUUUGACUUGGCUUCCAAGGUGAUGUUAAUAGGGGACAGUGGUGUCGGAAAAACAUGUCUUCUUGUUCGAUUUAAAGAUGGUGCCUUUCUCUCGGGCAGUUUUAUUUCCACUGUUGGUAUAGACUUUAGGAAUAAAGUUGUUGAUGUUGAUGGUACUAAGGUAAAACUACAGAUUUGGGACACAGCAGGACAGGAAAGGUUCAGAAGUGUAACACAUGCAUAUUACAGAGAUGCCCAUGCCCUACUGCUCCUCUAUGAUGUCACCAACAAGGCCAGCUUUGAUAAUAUAAGGGCAUGGCUGGGUGAAAUUAAUGAGUAUGCACAGGAAGAUGUUGUAAUAAUGUUAUUAGGUAAUAAGUCUGAUUCUGCUGCUGACAGGGUAAUACGAACAGAAGAUGGAGAGAAACUAGCAAAGGAAUAUGGUGUUGCCUUCAUGGAAACUAGUGCCAAGACUGGGAUGAAUGUAGAUCUAGCUUUCAUGGCAGUUGCUAGAGAUUUAAAAAUGAAAAAGACUCGAAAACCAACCGAGCCAAAAUUUAAUGUGGCAGACUAUGUGAACCAGGAGAAAAAGACAGGGGGUUGCUGUAGCUAG
Ylistrum balloti is the source of this 702-nucleotide messenger RNA. Its product is annotated as ras-related protein Rab-37-like. The transcript is spliced from 8 exons. NCBI's taxonomy places the organism in Eukaryota, Metazoa, Mollusca, Bivalvia, Pectinida, Pectinidae. Gene Ontology annotation, cellular component: endosome; Golgi apparatus. Bases 1 to 702 code for a protein of 233 amino acids. Gene Ontology annotation, molecular function: GTPase activity; GTP binding. The record is from RefSeq and is a predicted model, not a curated record.